Molecule: messenger RNA, 1351 nt
Organism: Cataglyphis hispanica
Lineage: Eukaryota; Metazoa; Arthropoda; Insecta; Hymenoptera; Formicidae
Product: actin-related protein 2/3 complex subunit 4-like
Exons: 4
Coding region: 647-1153 (168 amino acids)
Biological process (GO): Arp2/3 complex-mediated actin nucleation; actin filament polymerization
Cellular component (GO): Arp2/3 protein complex; actin cytoskeleton
Molecular function (GO): actin filament binding
Source: RefSeq, a predicted model, not a curated record
ACCAAUCAGGAUAAAGAAAUCUUGGUUCUUUUGUCCUGAUUGGUGAAUUAAAUGUUAUUUUAUUCCACGGAUAAAAUUUUCACAUCUAAAGAAUACACACAACACACACACACACAUCUGAAGAAAGAAAAAAUCUAAAGAAUUUCAUUCUGUUUCAUUUGGCGCUUUCAUUUCUAUUUUCUUAUUUCUCGUUAUUUACCGAAAGUUAGAGCCGUGGAAGAUAGAAAAAUUUUAAAAUUGACUGCAUUUCAAUAUUCACUGCUAAUAUGAAAAUAUAUAUAUAUAUAUCUCUCUCUUUUAAGGAUGUUUGAUUAUACAAUAGUAGUAUUAAACUAUCAAAAUUUAAAAAAAAACCUAUCUUACAUCUAUAUUGUUUGGGAAAUCAAAUAAAUAAAUCUGGAAUAAAAAAGUAUUAAAGUAUCACAAAAUAAUAUGAAUUUUAAUGUCGCAACCAAGUCCGUUUAAUACAACAUUGAAUUAUAAUAGUUGAAUGUUGAACGAGCUCGGAUUUAUAAGGAGGAAGAAUUAAAAAUGUGCUGACCCAUGUAAUGUAAUAUUGUAUAUCUCAUAUGCGAAGUGAAAAAUUCGACAGGCUUUUAAAAAUCUGAUAGAUUAGCUAACACUUUGUGAGUUAUCGUUUGCAAAUAUGUCAGGAACACUAAAACCUUAUUUGACAGCAGUUAGACGUACGCUUACUGCUGCCAUGUGUUUGGAAAAUUUUUCCUCUCAAAUUGUGGAAAAGCACAAUAAACCUGAAGUGGAAGUAAGGGCAAGCAAAGAACUGCUUUUGACGCCUAUCUUGAUAAGUAGAAAUGAUAAGGAGAAGGUCUUGAUUGAAUCUAGUAUAAACAGUAUGAGAAUAAGUAUUGCUGUGAAACAAGCAGAUGAUCUAGAAAAGAUUCUCUGUCAUAAUUUUACAAGAUUCAUGACAAUGAGAGCCGAACAUUUUAUAAUACUCAGAAGAAAACCAGUAGAGGGCUAUGACAUUAGCUUCUUAAUCACUAAUAUUCAUGUUGAGCAAAUGUACAAACAUAAGAUAGUAGAUUUUGUUAUUAAUUUUAUGGAAGAAAUAGAUAGAGAAAUCAGCGAAAUGAAAUUAUCGAUUAAUGCUAGAGCACGUAUAUGUGCGGAGGAAUUCUUAAAAAGAUUUUAAUCUAUUUUAUGUCGACUAUUAGCGAUGUAUGAAUAAUUCCAAGAAUGGAAACACACAAUGAAUGCAUUGUGUAUUGAUUUUGUAAUAUUAAACCAUUGUAAUAUUAAACAAUAAUUUUGAUAAAAUUAAGAAAGACAUUUUUAUAAAACAAUAAUUUGAAGAAGAAUGUAUUUAUAUAAUAUAAAUUUUUUAAUUUUA